Molecule: messenger RNA, 8790 nt
Organism: Symbiodinium sp. CCMP2456
Lineage: Eukaryota; Dinophyceae; Suessiales; Symbiodiniaceae
Source: the annotation of a GenBank genome assembly
AUGCAGUGGAGUCUCAAUGGAGUGACAGUGAAGGACCGCAAUGCAGCCACGCUGGGCCCGGCAGUCGGCCCGAAAGCGCAACCGAGUCGGGAGCUAAGAGCAGAGGCAGCGACAGGAUCAGAGGUGAAGCGUCGUGGCUUGGAAGCCACCAGUGCCGAGGCCCUCAGAGAUCUUCGAGGCGGCAUCAUGCUGCUCUCCAGGUGCGUGCCCCAAAGCGGCCCAGAGUCUCCGUUUCUGAAUGGUUCCAGUCGCGUCUGGCCUUGGGUGCAGAAGCAUGAUCCCAUUGCUGCCAGAGCCGACUGGAGCCCUCUUUGCAGUGUCCCCCGCAAUGUCUUCAUGCCCCGGCGUGCCGCCAAUCAGACGCUGCCAGCAUCGGUAAGCUCUUUGCUGCGGCAUGUCCAGGAACAGGUCUGGUGCGAGCAUGGCGCUCCAAUACGGGCAUACAUGUCUAUACCACGGCAGCUCUGGCAGGCACUCCACACUGAUUGCGAGAAGCUUGCGGCCAGACUGAUCCGGCACUGCGUCUGUCCGCGCAUCACGGACGGCGACUCGCCGAAAGUGUUGGAAAUUGACCUCAACGUGGUCCGACCCCUUUGUGCUGAUGGCAUACCAGACGAGGCCCCGGCACUUCGAGCUGCCCUCUGGAAGCUGCUCUUGGGAUACCUGCCCUGCGAUGCCUUCCGCUGGGACAUGGCUCUGGCCUCCGCUAGAGCAGACUAUGCUACCUUCCUCCAGGAGCUCCUCUCCGAGCUCCCCCAAGACCUUUUCGACGAGCGAGGGGUCAAGGACGGACCCCCCGGCUGGCCCGACGACGAGGACCACGUUGUCCCGCUUGUCGAGGUGCUCGAGCAGAUCCGGAAGGAUGUCAUGCGCACCAGGCCCGAGAUGGAUUUCUUCUGCCGCACGCUACCCACAGGGUCUGAGUCCUUGGGCAAAGACGCGAUCGAGGACGGCCGCCAACGCUUCGACCCUUCCGAGGUGACGCUCGCCGUCACGAGUCGGGAUCCAGAGUGCAUCGACGUCGAGAGCCCCAAGAGCCACUACGAUGUCGUGGCGCGGAUCCUGCUGCUUUAUGCCAAACUGAACCGCGGAGUUCGGUAUGUACAGGGCAUGAACGAGCUGUGUGCACCGCUGUACUAUUUGUUCGCGCAAGAUCCUUUGAACUAUCAGCAUGCAGAGGCAGACACCUUCUUCUGCUUCAGCCUGCUGAUGUCUGACAUGCGCGACACUUUCGUCAAGACCAUGGACAACGAGGAGGGGGGCAUGAUGGGUCGUAUUGACCAGUUUAACGAACUGCUCAAGGAGAAGGACCUAGAGGUCUGGAGCCACCUCGAAGACCUGCGAGUGUCUCCUGUGUACUACACAGUUCCGUGGCUGACACUGAUGCUCACCCAGGAGCUUGACAUGGCAGAUGUACUUCGGCUGUGGGACUCCUUGCUCAGCGAUUUGGCCCGACCUCACCCACUUCUGUGUUACCUCUGCGUCGCUAUGGUCAUCGGUAUCCGAGAGGUGCUACUGGCUGGCGACUUCACAGACUGCAUGCGCAUGCUCCAGCAUUAUCCCCCGGUGCCUGUCGACGAGCUGCUGCAGGGGGCAAUCAGGCACAGCCUGGGCCAACGGCCUUUUGCUAAACUCUGCGGUCACCUCGCAGGCAACAGCCGAUUCUGGAAAGAGGAGCUUGCCCAGCUGGUGGCCAUGGUGAGAGCAGAAGGGAUUGACAAUACAUCGGCGAGAUCUUACCUGGAUGACCACAACAUCCUCAACUUCGUGGAGCGAGUGCUCCGAACUCUGGUGCAGGACCGACCUGCAGAUCCCUGGGGCGCCAUUGCUAACCUGCUACCAGAGGCCGCGGCCGCAGGUGGAGCCAUGCCGGAGUCGAUCAAGCCCCAAGGGCCGUUAGACAAGCUCGAGGAGGAGAAGGAGGAGGUCAAGGAGCCCGAGUGGAACAUGAUGCCUUCCGUGGGCACGUGGUACAUGAUCCCGACUCCCGUGAUCAAGACUCAGGAGAGGUCAUGUAGAGUGCUACUGAGCACGAUUCGGUCCCACCUAGAGCAAGAGCUUGCCUUCGCGAAUCAUCACGAGGAGCCACUGCUUUCCAAUCGAGGGGACGAGGCGGUUGCCGCCGAAGCUCAAAUUGCUUUUGACAUUCUUGCCCGGCUCUGCUUCACAAACGACAACUGGAAGCCUGGAAGGCCACGGAACACGAGAGAGCUGUCGCGGGGCAGUUUGUGGAAGACCUUGUUGCUGCCGCUUGGCGCCCAGAUCGGCAUGUUGAUGGACGGGCUUGAGGUAAUUUUCGAAGAUUGGAAUGCUACAGUGCAGAUAGCGAGCAAGCACAUCACCGGCCAAAGCGAUGUCACAAGGUACCUCGCCGAUGGUCAGUGCUGCUGGCACAGAGGCCCUGAGUUGCAAGAGAUUCUCUUUGGGCUAAGGGCUAAGGUAGACACCACGCUGGUAAAGAAAGCAGCCGUCCAACAAGCGGUGGUUGCCGCGACUUUCGAGGCCAUGGACACCAACAAAGACGGCGUGGUGUCAAAAGAGGAGUUCGAGAAUUUCGUUGCCGGAGCGGCUGAGGCGGUGGCUCCAGCGCUGGACUGCGAUUGGCGGCAACGGCCCUCUGUUGGCACCUGGUACAUGCCGCUUGAGGAGUUGCCAUCGCCUGCGCUUCCAGUGCUGGCCACAUCCGGCACCCAGAAGGCCUUGGAGGUCACGGCCGCGGCUGCGGCUCCUCGGCCACUGAAGGGCACUGGAAUCAGCUCCAGCACCGUGGUCGCGUUCGUGCUGCCCGGCCUGGACUUUGAGGAGCUCGCGGCCUCGGAGCAGAGCGGCCUCUUGCUCCAGGAGGUGCAGGCGACCAUGGCGCCGUUUGCCCGUUCUCUUCGCAUCGAGCUGGGCGGAGCGGAAGAGGGCGUGGAGGUGAGGAUGACCAUCAAGAAUGCGUCCUCCGCUGAAGCCAAGGCUCUCAAGGCCGAAAUUCUUCGAGCAGAGGAGAACUUCUUGGCCGAGGUGGAGCAGAGGCUGGCGGCUGCGCAGAUUGGGCCGACAGGUGUGCCUCAGCGGGCGACCGACCUUCAGGUCAUGGUGCGCCACACUGCGUCCUUCGAGGAAGGCACAGUGGACGGGCAUGCCACUGCAUCCACCAUGGUGCCGGCAACCACCAUGUAUGCAACUGGCACCACAGGCAACGGCUUCAGCUCUGCCAUGCCCACCGAAUCGCAGUGGGCGGCCUUCGACAGAACGCACCCGGAGCUUCCAAAGGACGAGGUCCAGCAAGCGGUUGCUGCGACUUUCGAGGCCAUCGACACCAACAAAGACGGCAUCAUGUCAAAGGAGGCCAAGCCCGCGGAUUCCAUGGAGGCCACGGGUAUGGAGAAGUUUCUUAUUGCGAUUCGGAAACGGCGAACUGGUAAGGAGGAGCUGAUUCCAAAGCUCUUGCUGGAUCCGUAUGCUAUGGAUGAUGGUUUCGGCACUAGCCCCAUUCAGAGUGCUGUGUCUGACGCGCGACUUUGCAAGGAGCGAGAAGCUGCCGUGGCCGCAGCCAAGCGCCGAGCAGCCAAGGCCGCAGCGACGCAGAUCACGGACUUCAUCGUGGAUCCAUACGAGGAGUUUACCAAGGCAGACACGAACAAUGAUGGUGUGGUCUCUGCAGAGGAGUUUGCGGCCUGGGCCCAUCCCCAUUCGUCCUCCGAGGCGCAGCCUGAAGAGGUUGCAGCCGUGGCAGCCUCCUUUGAGGCUAUCGACAGCAACCAUGACGGGGUCCUGUCGAAGGAGGAGUUUGAGAACCACUUCGUCACGGAGGCCUUCCUGCAAGUAGAGUUGGCCAAUGUCAUGCAGGCCGCGACCAGAGGAGCCGCGAGCCGCGCGACGAGCUCUCUAGCAGGCAGCGCCGCAGAACAGGGCUCAGAUGGCAGCAUGACGGUCGCUGAGCAGCUUGCAGCCGCUGCUGUUGCAGCGGUUGACGCGGCUGUUGCCGCUCCGCCAUCAACGGCGGCUGCGACGGAGGUCUCAGAGGACGAUGCCUUUGCACUCCCACCACUGGUUGUUAGUUUCGCAGAGAUGGGGGCGACGCCAACAGUGGUCUCCAUCGAAUCAGCUGGUGAGCGCGAUGUUGCCGUGCCUGUCGCCGAGGUGGCUAAAGCUGCUGAGAUUGGGGCCAAUGCACCAACAGUGGUCUCCAUCGAAUCAGCUGGUGAGGGCGACGCUGUGGUUCCCGUCGCCGAGGUAGCUAAAGCCGCUGAGAUUGGGGCGAAUGCCCCAACAGUGGUUUCCAUAGAAUCCUCUGGUGAGCGCGAUGCUGUCGCACACGUUGUGGAGGUGGCUAGAACGGCAGAGAUGGGGGCAACCCCGACGGUGGUCUCCCUCGAAUCUGCAGGCGACCGGGGUAUGGCGCCUGUGGUCGAGGUGCGGACUCCUUCCGCAUCGUCCGGGCCGGAUGAUGCAAAGGAACUUGGGGCCGAGAUCGCUGCCAAGGACUUGGUGCUGGACAUCACUGCCGACAAGGAGUCCUUGCCGGCGGAUGUAACCAACGCCUUGAAGGCAGCGACCACAGGAGCAGCGAGCUCUGUGACAGGCUCCAUAGAAGGCACCAUCGGCACCGCUGCACAAGGGUCGGACAGCAAGAAGGUCCAACAAGCGGUGGUUGCCGCGACGUUCGAGGCCAUCGACACCAACAAAGACGGUGUCGUGUCAAAGGAGGAGUUCGAUAAUUUCGUCGCCAGAGCUGCUGAGGAGCCAAGUCACGCCGAGCCGGUGAACCAGGCUGCGGAGCCUGAAGCACCGGAGGAAGAAGACGAGGACCCAGAGGCCAUUCAGGAACGGGUCCACGAGGUCCUCGAGGAAAAUAGCAGACUUCGGUCCGAGAACGUGGCUUUGCGAGUGGAACUGGAUGCCCUCCUGGCCAUGGCUGUCGUGGAGACCCCAGCCGUCUAUGAGCCCACAACUUUCCACGCUCCCACGGCCAUCGCUCUUGUCAGGGACGAGAACUGGACAGCGACCAUUCGGCACAUUCCCAUCCGCAUGAGGCUCUCUUGCCGCGUGGCCGCGGUUUCCUUUCUUCGCAAUGCUGAUCGGCAUCAGGGCUGCGAUUUGCUCUCGAUGCAGUUAGCCAGCCAAGAGCCGUCCCAAGCCUGCAUCUUGAAGUGGCGGAUCGCUGGAGUCCUGCUUGGAGCCAUGCACAUCGAGAGCUCUCAAGGCCUGGGCACGCUGUCGAGGAGCAUCGCCCUCUGGAUGGACAUCGACCCACAUGUGAUCUUGUACUCUUUCCUGCCUGUGCUGCUCUUCGGAGAUGCAUUGUCCAUUGUAUGGCAUGAUUUCCGUCGGACCGCCAUGCAAUGCGCAGUGUUGGCAGGCCCUGGCGUGCUCAUCGGAACCGGACUCAUGUUCAUCGUCUCGAAGUACAUUUUUCCCUACGGCUGGGGAGACUAUGAGUGUGCUGCCUUUGCAAGUGUGCUUGCUGCUACGGAUCCCGUGGCUGUGGUAGGUCUCCUGAAGGAGAUGGGGGCUAGCCGCGUUCUCACCAUGCAAAUAGCAGGAGAGUCCUUGCUGAACGAUGGUGUGGCCAUUGUCGUCUGGCUUGUCUUCUUCGACUUCAUGAAAGGAAAUCAAGCAGAUGGCGGUGCCAUCAUAGGAUCAUUCCUGCGCCUAGCAGCCGGUGGCACAGCCUUCGGAGUCUUCUGCGGAGUAGUGGGCGCACGUUGGGCGUCGCUUGCAUCCGAUCGUUUGGUCCACACGGACGCCUUGGUGCAGGUCAGCCUGACCAUCACUGCUGCCUACCUGGCGUUCUUUAUUGGGGAGAACGAGCUGAAAGUCAGCGGGGUUCUGGCGGCCAUUUUCGCGGCAUUGAUGAUGAGCAAAUUUGCCACGCCUUUGGUCUGCCACAAGGAGGGUAUGCUCGCGGUGUGGCACACCAUGGAGUACUUCGGGAACACUGUCCUCUUCGUCCUCUGUGGGCUCUUUGCAUAUGAGUCGUGCUCGAAGGUGGCCUGGGCAGACUUCGGUUGGCUACUUCUUCUCUACAUUCUGGCGACCCUGGCAAGAGGGUUCAUGGUCGCAGUCCUCUGGCCGGCCGUAAACUUGGUCGGUGGCUCCGAUGUCACGAAGACAACCUGGAAGGAAUGCGCCGUCAUGGUUUGGGGAGGGCUACGCGGUGCUGUUGGCCUGGCCCUGGCAUUGUCCAUGCGAAACGAAUUGCGAACGCAGGGGAAGACAGAGACGGCAGACCGCAUGGUAUUCUUCGUCUCAGGCUUUGCAGCCCUGACAUUGUUGAUAAAUGCCACGACCUGUGGAGCACUACUGCAGCGCUUGGAGCUCACCAAGCCUCCGGAGGCACAGGUGGUGAUCCUGACAACUUUGCGGAAGGUCUUGGUGUCGGUCUCCAAGAAAGCAUUCGAAGAUCGGCUGGCAGAGGAUGGGCGCUUCAAGGCUGUUCACCAGCAAGAACUGGAUGCGCUGCUCGAGCAUCUCGAUGAGGAGCUCGCCCACCACGGUCACCUCGAGAAUGAGCAUGCGCAGGAAUUCGUGCCCCAAGACCACACACAGUUGGUGGGCAAGUCGAUGGAAAGUUCCGAUGAAAUUGCGAAUGAGAUUACCACAGAUGUCGUACCCGAGGCCGAGGAGCCUUCCGUGGAGAUUCUGGCAGAGAAGGUCGCAGAGACAGGCACCACAGACCAGGAGGCCACAUCAGCAGAUCCUGCACCGAAGAAGGAUGCUGAGAAGAAGGAGGAGCAUUGGUGGUGGGGUUUCGAGCAAGUCCAACCUGCAUCUGGUGCCAUGAACAAGCCUACUGGGCCCUCGUUCUUGGAGAAGCGGUAUGGCGUGGCAACACGGGGCACGCAUCAGGAGCGUAUUGUCUACCGCAAGCUAUUCCUCUCCAUGCUUCGCGCAGAGUACAUGCGCCUCAUGGACACUGGGAUGCUGCCGCGACGCGCCGAAGGAGCGGAGCUCCUGCUGGCGAGCAUCGAUGCGGCGGAUGACUUCGCCUCCAUCGGCUUGAACGACUGGAAGAUUCUCCAGAGCCAGCUGCUGAAACGCCGUGGGAGCGUCUUGGUCAAGGCUCGCGAGUUGCUGUCGCCCUACUUCGCGUUUGCCCCCGUUCCAACUGUCAGUGGCAACAUGGUCUUUGAUCUCUUCACCGUCGUGGCAUUCAUCGAUGCACACCACACCGUGUGCCACCGGCUUCUGGAGAGCGACUGCCUGAACGGCGAUGCACGGGAGGACGUCGUCAAAGAGUCCUCCACGGAGUUGGAAGCCGCGCAUCAGCUGCUGAAGGAAAACUGCAUCGGCGCGAAGCAGAUCAGCAAGGUUCGUACGAUGCAGCUGGCCACGAUGCUUUUCGAGGUUCAGAAGGAGCAGGUGUCUCGUUGGUUGGAAAUGGGCGUCAUUUCUGACAAGGAGAUGGAGGAGCUCCUCCACAUAAUCAAGCAUGGCCUGGAGCACUCGCAAGAGACCAUGAAGAAGAAGGUACUGAAUCAGGUGCGCAAGGCCAGAGAGACCAUGAUGACCUUCCGAUCCAACACAGGCGAAGAGCGCUUCGUUUUGAGCAUGGCCUUGACGAAGCUUCGUAGAAUACCCGUGAGCUUGGGCAGCACUGUACAACUCGAGAGCGGUGCAGUGCAAGGCAAGGUGUUUCAGAAGGCUGUGGUAAAGGGUGACUUCUUGAAGGUUGACCUUGGAGGACCAAAGCUGGUUAUGGAUGUUGGUGCGAACUAUGGCCAAAGCAGCGAGCGAUACUUGGCUGCAGGUUUCAAGGUCGUGGCCGUGGAGCCAAAUCCUGCAGCUGCUGCGGGCCUCCGCGAUCGCCUGCAAAGUCACGUGAGCGCAGGGAGCUUGGUGUUGGAGGAGAAGGCUCUUUGGAAGGAGACGGAUGCUUCUGGGGCCCCGGUGACUUCUGUCAUGCUGUACGUCAACAAGGAAGACUCUGAGUGGAGCAGCUGCCUGCGAAAUGUGGGAAGGAGAUACGACACAGAGGCCGAGGCCGUGAAUGUCGCUACUGUGACCCUCGCUGACCUUUUCGUUCAACAUGGAGUCCCCUGGUAUUUGAAGCUAGACACCGAAGGAGCUGACGGCAUGGUUCUCCAGCAGUUGUCGGCUCUGGACUCGAAGCCGGCAUACCUCUCUUUCGAGCUGAACAGUCUCGGCUACAUCUCGCAGGCAUUCAAGCUUGGCUAUCAGGAAUUCAAGGUGGUACCACAAAGCCGUCACAAAGCUGAGCAUCUCCAGGAUGAGCAUGGAAGGCCACUGACUCACGCUGGCAAUUUCGGCGAGGAUGCAGUGGGAGUGGCCGGAGAAGGUUGGCAGGAUGAAGGGGCUACGCUGGAUCUCUGCCGCAGCUUGUGCUUGGUUCACGAUGCAGAGGCAGACGCACCCACUUUCGCCAACGGCCCUCCGAGGUACGUGGACCGAGACUUCGCUACAUUGCGCGCAUGCUUUCCGAUCGAAAGUCUAAAUGAUGAGGAGUGGUACGACAUCCAUUGCCGGCAUAUCUCCGUUAGCUCCUGCCGGCAGCAGCUUGCACCGGCACCGAAGCGGUCGAUAAACAGCCGGAGCCGGAUCUGCCUCGAGGAUUUGUUUGCAUGGUGCAGGCUGUUUGAUCAUCAGAGCCUCCUUCCAGAUUGGCUGGGUUCUUGUACAUUCCCAGAAACAUCUCUGUGCCGCAGCCGCCACAGCUACUCCGCCCAUCCUAGCGAGAUGGCGUCCAAGCCGCUACCGGGCCCGGGGCUCAGAGGAAAAUCUGUUGGAAACACGGCCGCAGCUCCAUCUGCAUACCAAAAUGGGCACCUCAAGAGUUGUUGA